GCCAUUUCCUCUCAUCCUGCCACUUGUUGCCCAGGAGAAGAAACAGACCCCCACGUCACUAUGACCUCCUGUCAGGAGCUGUAGAGAGUGAGAAGGUCCCCCCUGAGCCUCUUUUCCUCCAGUCUGAGCCCCCACAGCUCCAUCAGCUGCUCCUCAUCAGACUUGUGCUUCUGGCCCAUUCCCAGCUCAGUUGCUCUUCUCUGGACACACUCCAGCAAUGUCUUUCUUGUCGUGACAGGCUCAAAACUGCUCACAGGGUUUGAGAUGUGAUUGAAUCAGUCUCUGGAGAGUGAAGACUUUCCACUGCUUUUGGAGGAAUGGACAAACAUAAUGGUUACCACAAGAUCACGUGCAAAAAUAACUUCAACAGAUAAGCACAUAUUUAGGGAAAGAAAAACACUUCUGGUAUUAUAAUACCAUCUCAAUAAAAAGAACAAAAACUUCAUCUUUUAAUUUAUGGUACUGUGGUAUUUUAUAUUUUCAGUACUUGGUUAAACAUUGCUGGAGAUUUUGUGAUAAGAGUACUUGCAAUGCCGCGUAGGAAGGGAAUGACCUCUAGGGCAUUGCCAUUGUUCAGAUAUUGUUCUAGCAGGAAAAGGGAAGACAGUCCCGAGGUGAACGGGCUGGACAAGAGCCACCAAGAGUGAAUUCAGCAGAACUGAGCAGUAACUGGGGGGAAAGUGAUGACAGCAGCAGUUGAAAGUCAUUGCUAUUGAUGAACAGCUGAGGGUCAUUUAUGAAGAUAACGUUCAUUUUGAUAAGGACCUUCCGGAAUUUAAGACUCAAGGUGGAGUCUACAUUCACAGUGACAGACUGACAGUGACUUCACCAGUGCUUAUGUGGGUCAAGGCUCUGGAUAUGAUCUUGGAAAAGAUGAAGUCUUCAGGCUUUAACUUCUCUCAAGUCAGAGCUAUGUCUGGUGCUGGCCAGCAACAUGGGAGUGUGUACUGGAAAAAAGGAAGCAUCCAAAUUUUAAAGAAUGCAUCACCUGAACUACCUUUACAUCAAUCACUAAAGGGCUGUUUUUCAGUCGGUGACAGUCCCAUCUGGAUGGAUUCCAGCACAGCCUCCCAGUGCAGAGCACUGGAGAAAGCCCUGGGGGGAGCCCAGCACCUGGCCAGUGUCACUGGCUCCCGGGCAUAUGAGCGUUUUACAGGAAACCAGAUAGCAAAGAUUUACAGCCAGAAUCCUGAGGUCUACAAGCAAACUGAGAGAAUCUCUUUGGUCAGCAGCUUUGCAGCUUCCCUUUUCCUAGGAACUUAUGCACCCAUUGAUUAUAGUGAUGGUUCUGGGAUGAACUUGCUGCAGAUUUGGGAAAAGGCAUGGUCAAAGCCCUGCCUUGAUGCUUGUGCCCCUGGAUUAGAGGAGAGACUAGGAUGCCCUGUACCAUCCCACUCAGUCCUGGGGCCCAUUUCUCCAUAUUAUAGUCAACGUUAUGGGUUUAGCCCAGACUGUAAAAUAGUAGCAUUUACAGGAGACAAUCCAGCAUCACUGGCAGGGAUGAGACUUCAAGAAGGAGACAUUGCAAUUAGCCUUGGCACAAGUGACACAUUGUUCCUGUGGAUCCAAGAGCCAACUCCUGCCUUAGAAGGUCAUAUUCUCUGCAAUCCUGUUGAUUCUCAAACAUAUAUGGCCCUUUUAUGUUUUAAAAAUGGUUCUCUGAUGAGAGAGAGGAUCAGAGAUGACUGUGCUUCAGGCUCCUGGGAUGAAUUCUCCAAAGCCUUAUCAUCAACUGUUGCUGGAAACAGUGGGAACUUGGGUUUCUACUUUGAUGUGAUGGAAAUUACUCCUGAAGCAGUUGGGAUUCACAGAUUCAACAGAGACAACCAAAAGGUUCCAAGGUUUCCAAAGGAAGUAGAAAUACGAGCACUGAUUGAAGGGCAGUUCAUGGCCAAGAGGAUUCAUGCUGAAAAGCUGGGAUAUAAAGUCUUGCCUAGAACAAGGAUUUUGGCUACUGGUGGUGCAUCCCACAAUAAAAAGAUCUUACAGGUCCUGUCCGACGUGUUCAACGCGCCCGUGUUCACCAUCGACACGGCCAACUCUGCUUGUCUGGGAAGUGCUUACAGAGCAAUCCACGGACUUGUAGCUGAGAGGAAUGUGUCCUUGGCUGAUGUUGUGAAAUUAGCUCCAGAGCCCAGAUUGGCUGUUACACCUACCCCAGGGGCUGAGGAGCUCUAUCGUCCACUUCUGAAAAGAUAUGCUGAGCUUGAACAGAAGGUUAUCUACAACCCAGCCUCUUCUUGUCUUGUGAAAUAGAAGCAAAUAAAAUUUAUAUGUGUCUGAGCAGACUCCCAAGGAGAAGAUCAGAAGAGAUUUGCUCAGAAUUUACUGGAGCUCUUUAAAUCAUUUUGUUCCUCUUUGUAGAUAAAUAAUUUUAAAAUGUCUGUGUUUGAGUGUGUUGGUGGGCAAAAAAUUACAUUGUGAUUGAAAACCUGAUUAAAAAAGCAUCAUAUUGCUCUGUG
Passer domesticus (house sparrow) is the source of this 2462-nucleotide messenger RNA. It is a transcript of the gene XYLB, whose product is annotated as xylulokinase. The transcript has 21 exons. The record is from RefSeq and is a predicted model, not a curated record. Gene Ontology annotation, biological process: phosphorylation; xylulose metabolic process; D-xylose metabolic process. Gene Ontology annotation, cellular component: cytosol. Bases 838 to 2256 code for a protein of 472 amino acids. NCBI's taxonomy places the organism in Eukaryota, Metazoa, Chordata, Aves, Passeriformes, Passeridae. Gene Ontology annotation, molecular function: D-xylulokinase activity.